This is a messenger RNA of Fomitopsis serialis, 1379 nucleotides long. RefSeq lists its product as uncharacterized. Bases 316 to 1209 code for a protein of 297 amino acids. The transcript has a single exon. The record is from RefSeq and is a predicted model, not a curated record. NCBI's taxonomy places the organism in Eukaryota, Fungi, Basidiomycota, Agaricomycetes, Polyporales, Fomitopsidaceae.
ACUGCGUCAAGAAAGUUGAAGACCCAAAACCGAUCCUGUGCAUAUCCCCUCGUCACUUCAAUGGUCGAUUCGCGACACAACCUCAGUAGGGCUAAUCAUGCCCUUCGCUAUGCUUCAGCCCAGCAUACAAGCCGCUGUCUGCCCGGGUCCUCUUCACGGUGAAGUUCAACGCCACAUGAUCCCUCCUCCGAGUCAUCUCCAUUCAGCCAUAGCACCCGGAGAUGCGUCCUACAUCCAAAUCCCAGUGGACCCGUCUACAUAGGGACAGGAUCCCGGCACGGCACCCCACUGACGGGCUCAUGAGGUAUCCUCCAUAUGUAUCGUGCGCGGGCACUAGUACUGAUGCAAUGCAAUGCAGUGGUGCGUACUGACCCCGGGACUGUAUUGCGCGGAUUUGACGGGUCCGAAGCGCGAGCGACGACGUACGUACGUACGUAUUCUGCGAGUGGAUGCGACAGAUUACUGAUGCUCUACCCAUCCCCAUCAUCGCACGUUCCAAGCCAAGGCUUGCGGGGUCCUCGGGCAGACAGGCAGGACGAGGCGCGACGAGAGCAGGCCAGAGAGCAGAAGAGCGGGGACGUACGCCGUGCAGAAGACGUCGCCAGGGCUCGCGGGCCCACGCGACACGCACCGACCGUGCAGUCUGCAGAAGGGCGCCCUAUAAGCGGCAGGACGACCCCGACGCGGCGACCCAAGAUAGAAGGCCCCCGCCCGGCCGCAGAAUCGCCCGCACGGGUGCAGAGGCUGCGGGGCCCACGGCGAAAGAACCGGGCCACAGCCGCCAGGCCCGAGCUCGCCUUCGCGUUACGUGCAGCAGCACUCGCGCGCCGUGCAGCGCUUCUGGGAGCGUCCGUGCGUGCGUCGACGGUCAUGCGCGUCGAAGGACGCGGUGGCCCCAGGGCCCCUCCGCUUCCGGGCUUCGACGCACGACGUGCGGCCAGAGCCGUGCUUCGCCUUCCACGGGACGUUUCGCCUCCCCUGUGUGUGAAUGUGGCGUCCGCGAAGACCUCCGCUGGCCCAGGAAGCUCGACGAUGCGUCCCCGGGCAGCCGGCCGGCGAGUGUCCGGCGCGCGAGAAGGCUGCAGGCAGCCCGUUAGGCUCAGAACUCUCUUGACGUCCGUCAUCCACAGACGUCCCAGCGGGCCAUCCGCAGAUCAGGCUCGCGUUGCCUCGUUUGCAGGCUACCGUCCUCUUGCGCACGGUGUCUAGGUACGCCGGUGCAGCGCGGGUUCCCAGGCCAUCGCUCGUGUGUACCGUUCUGCGGAUCUGCCCUGCCGCGUUUCCGUGGGUCUCUCGCAGAGUGAUUGCGAAGGCUGGGGCGAGCACGAUGCGCGGGGCGAUGGAGCGGGGUGCGAGGCUCGUGAGGGGCUGCGUCAACU